Molecule: messenger RNA, 1725 nt
Organism: Funneliformis mosseae
Lineage: Eukaryota; Fungi; Glomeromycota; Glomeromycetes; Glomerales; Glomeraceae
Source: the annotation of a GenBank genome assembly
AUGUAUAAUGCUAUAAUGCUAGAUUGGAUACGCGACAAUCUCAAAGACCUAAAGCCGGAAGACUUCUACAAAGCGUUCAACUUCUCACACACUUCACGAAGGUUUGCCGAAGAAAAAUUGCGAGAGCUCCUCGUGAUAAUCAAGGAUGAGAAUAAUAGUACCAAUCGCAGGAGAGCGAUUUGUCUGUUAGAUUCUUUCGAGGCGUGGACACAAUCAACCAGUUGCGAGUUGUAUUGGCUAAGCGUAGAAGCCUCACUCGGCAGGGCAUCACACGAAGUUAUAGGACGAAACUUAGCAUACGAAACAAUUAAAACAAUCAAAUAUUUCACUAGAAAAAUCAACGAAGAAGCAUCACUAAACGAGUUUCAACCGCCAACAAAAAAGAUUAAGAAAGAUAAACCCGAACAACAAACCCCGGAAAACAAGAUAAAAACAUUCAGUGAUGAAGAAUCUGCCAUUCCAGUAAUUGAAGAAGAUGAAGAGUCUUCAUCGUCAUCUGAAUCCGGGAUUACACCUGUUAAUCUUUCGAAUAUCUUUCUUGCAACUUCCAUCGAGCUUGAAAAAAAUCCGGACAAGAAAGCCGAAUCAAAUGUAUCUUUAGAAGAAGUGAAGAUGGUUAAUAAAAAGCCGAGAAGUAAAUACAUUGCUCGUGAUAUAGCGAAAGAAGUCCUCGAAACAUAUCAAGUGCGUGUCUUAGCGAACGAGAAGUUAACAUAUAAUGGUGUAGACGUUUUAGACUUUAUUCACUCUACAAAAGGGAUUGAAAAAAGCCCUCUCUCUAUUGGUGUUAUCAACUUUUACAAUGCUGAAUGUACAAAGUAUAUACCACACGAUUUUAAACAAUUCAUUUCUAAUCAGCUUCAAGAUCCCGAGGUCAAGACUGUAAAUUUUAGUGAAGGAAAAGGCAUUGAUAAAUUUCUGGUCGAUUGUGAUGAUGAUGUUUUGCAGUUCUUAAAUAAGUUUGAUCAUGUAUCAGAUUUAGACUCUUUAGGAAGAUGCCUGGAUGAAAAUUUAAUUGGUUACUACACAUCAUCAAAUGACCUCAUUUAUGUACAAAACCUUUUCACCCAUUUCUUUCACUUGUAUAAAAAUGAUAUCCUCCUCCAAUCUAUGUCUGAACACGAAUUUAGUGCAUAUGUAUGGACUCCAUUACUAAGAAAUGCAUUCCUAGGGAAAACAGAUCUUAAACUAAGUUGUGGUGAAUUGGCAUCGAAGUCUUAUGACAAGCUUAAAGAAAUAUUAAACAUUGCUGGACGUAGUGCCCCCAAACUUGAUGGUAAAGGUUUCCUGAAGUCUCUAGGUACCGAAUUGUUAGCUCAAGAAGACGGAGUUCUGAAUACUCGUGGAAAGAAGAACGGUGACCUUCGAAAGUUGGAAUAUUGUACGAAGGUUAUAUUAACAGCUCUGUUUUUCGCACUUCCUUCCACCUCUAAAGAUAACAUUAAAGACAUUGAAGUCUAUAGCCUUCAAUCGAAUGGAUUUUGUCUGACAAUAUCCACUUCAAAGUAUCUUUUCGAUAAUACCAUCGUUACCAUGGAUCUACAAGAUAUUGAGGUCCCAAGGACCGUAGAAGGCUUUUCAAAAUUAAUAUUGGCUGUGAAAAUCAUCUUAUCUUGGAAAGCUAGGACUAAGAAAAACACAGAUGCGUUUUAUCAAGCUUUAAACGAGGGUCAUAGACGCAUAACGAAAGGUGUUUUUUUUUCGCCAAAAAAGAUUUCUAUAUAG